Chelmon rostratus (copperband butterflyfish) is the source of this 2160-nucleotide messenger RNA. It is a transcript of the gene yars2, whose product is annotated as tyrosyl-tRNA synthetase 2, mitochondrial. Lineage: Eukaryota; Metazoa; Chordata; Actinopteri; Chaetodontiformes; Chaetodontidae. The transcript is spliced from 5 exons. Gene Ontology annotation, biological process: tyrosyl-tRNA aminoacylation. Gene Ontology annotation, cellular component: cytosol; mitochondrion. The coding region runs from base 2 to 1444 and encodes 480 amino acids. The record is from RefSeq and is a predicted model, not a curated record. Gene Ontology annotation, molecular function: ATP binding; tyrosine-tRNA ligase activity; RNA binding.
CAUGGCUGCGUCCAUGGUGAGGACCUGCUGUUAUGUAUCGCGGCAUGGAUCCUGUAUUCCGCUCAGAAGAGCGACUUUUUGCCUCACACUCAGGUCUAAAUUUCACCGUUCUUCUACUGCUCUUAACGGACUCCUUCUUUCUCUACAUAAACGCGGUAUUCUAAAGGAAUCUUUCCCAGAAUCCGCAGCGCAGGACCAGCUCCCUCAGUUGCUCCAGUCCGGUGCUCAGACUUUAUAUUGCGGCUUUGACCCCACGGCGGACAGCCUGCAUGUGGGCAAUUUGCUCGCUAUCAUCGGCCUCCUGCACUUCCGAAACGCCGGCCAUCAUGUCCUCGCCGUGCUCGGAGGGGCCACGGCCCAAAUCGGAGACCCGAGCGGGAAGACGGGCGAGAGGCAGCGUUUGUCCGCGGACGUCGUGGAGGUGAACACCCGCAGCAUCCGGGAGAGCAUCCAGAGGAUUUUCACCAACCACGAACUGCACUUUCACGACGGCUCCAGGAAGCUGGGCACCGUGACUGUGCUGAACAACCAGAGCUGGUACAAGGACUGCAGCUUGGUUGGGUUUCUGUCGGAGGCUGGAAGGCACUUCAGGAUGGGCACCAUGCUCAGCCGCCACAGCGUGCAGUCCAGGCUGAAGAGCGCAGACGGUAUGAGCCUGACAGAGUUCACCUACCAGGUGUUCCAAGCGUAUGACUUCUACCAUCUGAACCAAAUAUACGGCUGCAAGAUUCAGCUCGGGGGCUCCGACCAGCUGGGCAAUUUGAUGUCUGGCCAUGAGUUCAUUCACAAAGUGAGUGGUGAGGAGGUGUACGGCCUGACCAUCCCGCUGGUGACCAGCUCUGUCGGGGACAAGCUGGGGAAGACGGCUGGCAACGCAGUGUGGCUCAACAGGGACAAGACAUCUCCCUUUGAACUCUACCAGUUCUUUCUCAGGCAGCCCGACGACAGUGUGGAACGGUACCUGAAGCUGUUCACCUUCCUGCCUCUGGCAGAGGUGGAGAAGCUGAUGGAGCAGCAGCGAGAGGAUCCAGGUAAACGCCUCGCACACAAACGGCUGGCCGCAGAGGUGACGAAACUGGUGCAUGGAAAGGAGGGACUGGAGAGCGCAAAGAGAUGUAGCAACGCGCUGUACCACAGCAGCGUGCAGUCCUUGGAGGAAAUGAGUGAUGAGGAGCUUCAGGAGCUCUUCAGGGAGGCUCCCUUCCAUGAGCUGCUGCUGGAGCCGGGAACCACUGUGAUAGACGCCUGCCGCAGGGUCAACGCCAUCCCAGAGGGGCCCAAAGGGUAUCGAAUGGUUUUGGAGGGAGCUCUGUGGAUCAACCACAAGCGGACAGACAAACCAGAGCAGGUACUGGUCCCCAAACUCCAUAUCCUGUCAAAUGGACUUACCUUGCUCAGAGUGGGCAAGAGGAACUUCUACAUCAUCAAGUGGCUCAGCCUCUGAGGCUUUCUGCUCUUUGCAUGGGACCAGUUUGACCAAUGACUGACUGGGAAGGUAGGCGACCACACUUCUGCAGGGUCAGUGAGGAGAUGUGGAUGGACUGAUAUUUGGAACAUACUGAGUUUUUGGUGUAGCCUGAACCAUUAGCAAUUCCCUGUGGUUAUCUUAUAAAUGUGUAUAUGCACAGAUGUGACAUUUAUUUAAAGCUAUGGUAUUAAAAAGCAUUUGAUAUCAAGAUUGUUGCCUGCUCACUUUCUACUGACAUAGAGAUCUUGCAAAGGAAACACUAGGGGGCAGUAUUGACCCAGUCAUGAUGGUGGUGCUGCAGGCCCACAGCUGCACCACAUACCCUGCUGUGACCCCUUAGGUAAAUAAUUGCUCACAUUAAAAUUAAAUUGCAACAUUUCUCGCAAACAGGUUAUGGUUCUAUUUUAAGCAAAUCGUGUUUCUUUCAAUUUGGUGUGGACGUGAGGCCAGCAGCUGGCUUAAUGUGGCUGUUUUUGCCUUCUUACUGGUGGAAGGUGUAAACUGUACCAGAGAGAAAAGAACAAGGUUUUAGAUAAACUGCAGAAUGGACUAACCUUGCUUGUAGGUUAUUUUAAGAUACCAUAAAUUUUAUAUUUUCAUUAGUAGAUUGUUUUUUCAAGAUUGGCAUUAGAUUUUCCCUUCGAGAGCAAAGUUUGCACUGUGGUGUAAAUAAUAAUUUCUAAGUUUGAACA